Molecule: messenger RNA, 1772 nt
Organism: Panicum virgatum (switchgrass)
Lineage: Eukaryota; Viridiplantae; Streptophyta; Magnoliopsida; Poales; Poaceae
Product: serine/threonine-protein kinase AGC1-7-like
Exons: 2
Coding region: 269-1693 (474 amino acids)
Biological process (GO): protein phosphorylation
Cellular component (GO): plasma membrane; nucleus; cytoplasm
Molecular function (GO): protein serine/threonine kinase activity; ATP binding
Source: RefSeq, a predicted model, not a curated record
CCUCUCUCGUUUGGUCCUGUUGAAAUAUUUGUUCGAUUCGUCAGGGUCCCAAGCUUGACUUGUUCAGAAUGCGUAAUCGCUCCUAGUUGUUGGAAUAUGCUUGCAUUGCAGCCAGGGUGCGAGAAUGCAUAAUUGCUCGUCAGGAAACUCCAAAAAUAUGAAUAUGCUUGCACACAGGUUGCGGGAAUGGGGGAAUACAAUAGAUGCAUAAUUUCCAUGUAUUCCGACAAGGAGGAACUGAUGAUGAUCAGCUUUCCGUUUUCACAAGAUGUCUGAUCCACCUGACAAAAAUACCCCAAAUCAUGCAGCAAAUCCUGUGCUGACAAUGGUAUCUGAAGCAGGUGCCACACCAAUGGAAGCAUCAGGAGAAGGUGACAAGGCUGUUCGUCGAGGCAGCUUUGACACUUCUAGGAGUAACAGCUUGGAUAGCUCCAGUACCAGCCAUAUCAAGCGGCAUACUGGGAGCGAUGGCAGGUGGGAGGCCAUCCAAUUGGCCACUUGCAGGGACCCACCUCUCAGCCCAGUCCACUUCAGGCUUCUGAAGCGCCUUGGCUAUGGAGAUAUUGGCAGUGUUUACCUUGUGGAACUCAGGGGGACACAGGCUUUUUUCGCCAUGAAAGUGAUGGACAAGGAGUCGCUCAUCAACAGGAAUAAGCUGGUACGGGCAGAAACUGAGAGGGAAAUCCUUGGUCUUCUCGAUCACCCCUUCCUACCCACAUUGUACUCUCACUUUGAGACCGAUAAGUUCUACUGCCUUGUCAUGGAAUAUUGCUGUGGUGGCAGCCUGCAUUCUCUUCGGCAAAAGCAACCUAAUAGGCAUUUCGAUGAACAAUCAGCCAGAUUUUAUGCCUCCGAGGUGUUGCUUGCACUUGAGUACCUCCACAUGCUAGGCAUUGUCUACAGAGACUUGAAACCCGAAAAUGUCCUGGUCCGAGAUGGGGGGCACAUUAUGCUGUCUGACUUUGACCUAUCACUGCGGUGUUCUGUCAGCCCAAUGUUAGUCAAAUCCUCAUCGGUCCAUGCAGGUGCCAAUGGUGCUGAGAAGGGCCUAGUCCACACUGCAGGUUCCAGCCAAGGCUGCAUGCAGCCAUCAGCACUCUUCCCACGCAUGCUCUCCAAGAAGAGCCGCAAGACCAAAUCAGACUUCAGUGUCAAUGGAUCAUUGGUGGAGUUCAAUGCCGAGCCGACAGAUGCACGGUCUAUGUCAUUUGUUGGGACGCAUGAGUACCUUGCACCGGAAAUCAUCAGAGGAGAAGGACAUGGCAGCGCUGUGGACUGGUGGACCUUUGGCAUCUUCUUGUAUGAGCUGCUACAUGGCAUGACGCCGUUCAAGGGGAGUAGCAACCGUGCCACGCUCUGCAAUGUGGUGGAGCAGCCACUGCGGUUCCCCGACAGCCCACCUGUGAGCAAUGUCGCACGAGACCUCAUCCGUGGGCUUCUAGUGAAGGACCCUCUGAAGAGAAUUGCAACCAAGAGGGGUGCUUCUGAGAUCAAGCAGCACCCUUUCUUUGAGGGGGUGAACUGGGCACUUGUGAGGGGUUCUCAUCCACCUUCUAUCCCUGACCCUGUAGACUUCAGUCAGUUCAGAUCUAAGGAGAAGAAGGUGACGGAGAGAACAGCGGCGACUGCUUCGAGUAGUUUACCAGCUGGUGCUGCAGCGGCCAAUUCUCCAGCCAAUUUUCAGUAUUUCUAGGUCUGUACACUGUCGAGUUUGGGUAUUCGUACGACUGAACACCAUAGAUACAGAUGUCUGUAUUGUUGCCAUUCCUCUC